AAGUACUGUACGAUACUACAUGACUGUACAUCAGCUAUAAAAUCCAAGCUAAAACUAAAAGAGAGCAAAGAGAAAAUGGAGCGCAUAAGACCUGUGAAUGAAGUUGUGUAUUUUCUUAUAUUUCUUAGCUUGGUAGCAACUUGCAGUACCAUUAGCGCAACUCAGUCAUGUAUAACGGAAUCAUCAAAGAUUUGUGCAGCUUCUUCUUCUUCCUGCCAGAUCCCCGUUGGGAAGAAGCACUUCGUGUUGAUUCACGGAGCCGGUCACGGAGCGUGGUCUUGGUACAAGGUGGCGGCGUUACUGAAAUCUUCCGGUCAUAAUGUAACGGCUCUGGACUUGGGAGCAUCAGGAAUCAAUCCGAUCCAGGUUCAGCAACUCCCUUCGUUCUCCGACUUCGUUGAACCGUUGACAAAGAUCAUGGUGUCACUGCCGCCAAAAGAAAGGGUUAUUCUGGUGUCUCACAGCAUGGCCGGAGCUACAAUAGCGGUUUUCAUGGAGAAGUUCCCUGAGAAAAUUGCGGCAGCCGUGUAUGUCUCUGCCUUUAUGUCAGGUCCUACUCUCAAUUACUCCACCAUUUUUACAGAGAUAAACAAACGAUUGGAUUAUAUGGAUUCUGAAUUUAGAUAUGACAACGGGACCAAAGAUUCUGCAACCUCCUUUCGCUUUGGGCCUAAGGUCUUGGAAAGCUUCUACCAGCUAUCCCCACCAGAGGAUUUAUCACUAGGAAUUUCGUUGGUGAGAUUUUCCCCUCUAUACGACUACGAUCUUAUGAAACUCACAGAGGAGAAAUAUGGAUUGGUUCCCAGAAUAUUCAUCGUGGCGGAUCAAGACCGUGCAAUAGUGUUGGACGUGCAAAAUUUCAUGAUCAAGAAUAAUCCACCAGAUGAAGUCAGAGUGAUCAGUGGUUCUGAUCACAUGGUCAUGUUCUGUAGACCAGUGGAGCUCUUCUCCCCCCUACAGAAUAUUGCUGAGAAAUAUUCCUGAGGACUUGAGGAGUUUAUCUUGUAAAGUACCAUAAGCCCAUAAUUUCCUAAGAAUAAAACUAACUAGCUAGCUAAUGGGUGUAAAUUCUUAUAAGUUCUUACAUCCAAAAGCAUAUCUGCAUGUGUACCAAUUCCAACUGAAUGGUAAAAUUUUGCGAAAUAUCACAGUGAUCUAUAUGCUAUUACUAUUAGCUGGGCCUAUUCUCAGUUUUUAGUGAUCUUUCU
Fragaria vesca subsp. vesca is the source of this 1208-nucleotide messenger RNA. RefSeq names its product salicylic acid-binding protein 2-like. The transcript has 3 exons. Bases 76 to 984 code for a protein of 302 amino acids. Gene Ontology annotation, biological process: jasmonic acid metabolic process; salicylic acid metabolic process. Gene Ontology annotation, molecular function: methyl jasmonate esterase activity; methyl indole-3-acetate esterase activity; methyl salicylate esterase activity. The record is from RefSeq and is a predicted model, not a curated record. Lineage: Eukaryota; Viridiplantae; Streptophyta; Magnoliopsida; Rosales; Rosaceae.